Mastomys coucha (southern multimammate mouse) is the source of this 2246-nucleotide messenger RNA. RefSeq names its product actin related protein 3B (gene Actr3b). The transcript is spliced from 12 exons. Bases 58 to 1503 code for a protein of 481 amino acids. Gene Ontology annotation, cellular component: actin cortical patch. Lineage: Eukaryota; Metazoa; Chordata; Mammalia; Rodentia; Muridae. Gene Ontology annotation, molecular function: actin filament binding. The record is from RefSeq and is a predicted model, not a curated record.
UCUCUUGCACUGCAGGAUGGAUGCAUAGGCUAAAACGCCAGGCUGCCAGCACUAAGGAUGGCUGACAAGAGGGCGGAGCGUGCGCGUCCCAGAUUGGCCAACUGUAGAGUGACGUCACGUGGCGGAGCCUCUGGGCUCUCGGCGGCUCCUGGGUGGGGAGCCGCGCCGGCGGCGACCCGGCAGCUCCGUACUGGGCACCCAGGCGCACCCUGGGGCUGGUGGGGACCGAGCGCCUCGUGGCCGAGCAUGGCGGGCUCGCUGCCUCCCUGCGUGGUUGACUGCGGCACCGGGUACACCAAGCUUGGCUACGCAGGCAACACUGAACCACAGUUCAUUAUUCCAUCAUGUAUCGCCAUCCGAGAAUCUGCAAAGGUAGUUGAUCAAGCCCAAAGGAGGGUGUUGAGAGGAGUUGAUGACCUUGACUUCUUCAUAGGGGAUGAAGCCAUUGAUAAACCUACCUACGCUACCAAGUGGCCUAUACGACAUGGCAUCGUUGAAGACUGGGAUCUUAUGGAAAGGUUCAUGGAACAAGUGGUCUUUAAGUAUCUUCGUGCUGAACCUGAGGACCAUUAUUUUUUAAUGACAGAACCUCCACUGAACACACCAGAAAACAGAGAGUAUCUUGCAGAAAUCAUGUUUGAAUCAUUUAAUGUACCAGGACUCUACAUUGCAGUACAGGCAGUGCUGGCUCUGGCAGCCUCUUGGACAUCCCGGCAAGUUGGUGAACGCACACUAACAGGGAUAGUUAUAGACAGUGGAGAUGGUGUCACCCAUGUUAUCCCGGUGGCAGAAGGUUAUGUAAUUGGAAGCUGCAUCAAACACAUCCCAAUUGCAGGUAGAGAUAUUACGUAUUUCAUUCAACAGCUGCUAAGGGAGAGGGAGGUGGGAAUCCCUCCUGAGCAGUCACUGGAGACCGCAAAAGCCAUUAAGGAGAAGUACUGUUACAUUUGCCCUGAUAUUGUCAAAGAAUUUGCUAAGUAUGAUGUGGAUCCCCGAAAGUGGGUCAAACAGUACACGGGGAUCAAUGCCGUCAACCAGAAGAAGUUCAUUAUAGAUGUUGGUUAUGAAAGGUUCCUGGGGCCAGAAAUAUUCUUUCACCCAGAGUUUGCUAACCCAGACUUUAUGGAGUCCAUCUCGGAUGUUGUUGAUGAAGUGAUACAGAACUGUCCCAUCGAUGUGCGCCGGCCGCUGUAUAAGAAUGUCGUUCUUUCUGGAGGCUCUACGAUGUUCAGAGAUUUUGGACGUCGUCUGCAGAGAGAUUUGAAAAGAGUGGUGGAUGCCAGGCUAAAGCUGAGUGAAGAGCUCAGUGGGGGCAGGAUAAAGCCUAAGCCUGUGGAGGUGCAGGUGAUCACACACCACAUGCAGCGCUAUGCCGUCUGGUUCGGAGGCUCUAUGCUAGCCUCAACUCCAGAGUUUUUUCAGGUCUGUCACACCAAGAAGGACUAUGAGGAAUAUGGCCCCAGCAUCUGCCGCCACAACCCCGUCUUCGGAGUCAUGUCCUAGUAUCUGUGUUGGAGCCAUUGUCUGACAGUGUCCUGUUGGGGAAUAAGUGUCCUUCAGAACCCAGAGAAGCCGCGACUCCUGUACAUAGCAGUGUGGAAUCGGUGUGUGAGCAGCGCGCUUUCCUUACCGGUGGGGCCGGACGCAGACUUCCCAGUAAAGCCAUUUAUCCAGUGCGACUGUUCGUGGUCCUCCUCCCCUCCGCCUCCCCUGCCCCUCCCACUCUCUCUCCUUUCCACCUGAGCUUCUAGUCAAGUGUAGCUCUGAAGGAGUUCAUACAACUAUAGGAUGCAAGUGGUUUCUCCAGGAAAGACUGUAGGGUGGAGGAACCCUGCCCUUCCCAGCCUAUUUUUGUAAAUAACAUGUUAUAAACUUGAAAUACAAAUUGAUGUUUAUAUUUCCUAUCAUUUUGUAUUUUAUGGUAUUUGGUAUAACCAGGUAAUACUAAGCAUGAGUAGUCACAGAGUUCAUGGAUGUUAGAGUUCUGUAAUAAAGUGCUUGAUUGUGAGGCAUGUUCUGAUGUGUGUACAGGCAAACAAAACAGCAGGCUUUCUGCCACGUCUGCUGGGAAGAGAUUCCAUGUUGUUGGGGUAGUGUGACGCCUGAGCACUAACCAUUACUAUGUGGAACUUGCUACAGAUGUAUCUAACUUCCUGGAGCUGCCUUAUGGAAGACCAUGGUUAAUGUUGAGUGUGGGAUGAAAUCCUAUUGCACUGUUGUAAUAAAAGCUUCUAGAAUCUUUAUAA